AUGGGUGAGGACGUAGCCUUAGAGCUGACACUGGAGCUGGGUGAGGAUGUAGCCUUAGAGCUUACACUGGGUGAGGAUGUAGCCUUAGAGCUUACACUGGGUGAGGAUGUAGCCUUAGAGCUUACACUGGGUGAGGAUGUAGCCUUAGAGCUGACACUGGGUGAGGAUGUAGCCUUAGAGCUUACACUGGGUGAGGAUGUAGCCUUAGAGCUGACACUGGGUGAGGAUGUAGCCUUAGAGCUGACACUGGCCUUAGAGCUUACACUGGGUGAGGAUGUAGCCUUAGAGCUGACACUGGGUGAGGAUGUAGCCUUAGAGCUUACACCGGGUGAGGAUGUAGCCUUAGAGCUGACACUGGGUGAGGAUGUAGCCUUAGAGCUGACACUGGGUGAGGAUGUAGCCUUAGAGCUUACACUGGGUGAGGAUGUAGCCUUAGAGCUUACACUGGAGCUGACACUGGGUGAGGAUGUAGCCUUAGAGCUUACACUGGGUGAGGAUGUAGCCUUAGAGCUUACACUGGGUGAGGAUGUAGCCUUAGAGCUGACACUGGGUGAGGACGUAGCCUUAGAGCUUACACUGGGUGAGGACGUAGCCUUAGAGCUGACACUGGGUGAGAAUGUAGCCUUAGAGCUUACACUGGGUGAGAAUGUAGCCUUAGAGCUUACACUGGGUGAGAAUGUAGCCUUAGAGCUUACACUGGGUGAGAAUGUAGCCUUAGAGCUUACACUGGGUGAGGAUGUAGCCUUAGAGCUUACACUGGGUGAGGAUGUAGCCUUAGAGCUUACACUGGGUGAGAAUGUAGCCUUAGAGCUUACACUGGGUGAGAAUGUAGCCUUAGAGCUUACACUGGGUGAGAAUGUAGCCUUAGAGCUUACACUGGGUGAGGAUGUAGCCUUAGAGCUGACACAGGGUGAGGAUGUAGCCUUAGAGCUUACACUGGGUGAGGAUGUAGCCUUAGAGCUUACACUGGGUGAGGAUGUAGCCUUAGAGCUGACACUGGGUGAGGAUGUAGCCUUAGAGCUUACACUGGGUGAGGAUGUAGCCUUAGAGCUUACACUGGGUGAGGAUGUAGCCUUAGAGCUUACACUGGGUGAGGAUGUAGCCUUAGAGCUGACACUGGGUGAGGAUGUAGCCUUAGAGCUUACACUGGGUGAGGACGUAGCCUUAGAGCUGACACUGGGUGAGGAUGUAGCCUUAGAGCUGACACUGGGUGAGGAUGUAGCCUUAGAGCUGACACUGGGUGAGGAUGUAGCCUUAGAGCUUACACUGGGUGAGGAUGUAGCCUUAGAGCUUACACUGGGUGAGGAUGUAGCCUUAGAGCUUACACUGGGUGAGGAUGUAGCCUUAGAGCUUACACUGGGUGAGGAUGUAGCCUUAGAGCUUACACUGGGUGAGGAUGUAGCCUUAGAGCUGACACUGGGUGAGGAUGUAGCCUUAGAGCUGACACUGGGUGAGGAUGUAGCCUUAGAGCUUACACUGGGUGAGGAUGUAGCCUUAGAGCUGACACUGGGUGAGGAUGUAGCCUUAGAGCUUACACUGGGUGAGGAUGUAGCCUUAGAGCUGACACUGGGUGAGGAUGUAGCCUUAGAGCUUACACUGGGUGAAGAUGUAGCCUUAGAGCUGACACUGGGUGAGGAUGUAGCCUUAGAGCUGACACUGGCCUUAGAGCUUACACUGGGUGAGGAUGUAGCCUUAGAGCUUACACUGGGUGAGGAUGUAGCCUUAGAGCUUACACUGGGUGAGGAUGUAGCCUUAGAGCUUACACUGGGUGAGAAUGUAGCCUUAGAGCUUACACUGGGUGAGAAUGUAGCCUUAGAGCUUACACUGGGUGAGAAUGUAGCCUUAGAGCUUACACUGGGUGAGGAUGUAGCCUUAGAGCUGACACAGGGUGAGGAUGUAGCCUUAGAGCUUACACUGGGUGAGGAUGUAGCCUUAGAGCUUACACUGGGUGAGGAUGUAGCCUUAGAGCUGACACUGGGUGAGGAUGUAGCCUUAGAGCUUACACUGGGUGAGGAUGUAGCCUUAGAGCUUACACUGGGUGAGGAUGUAGCCUUAGAGCUUACACUGGGUGAGGAUGUAGCCUUAGAGCUGACACUGGGUGAGGAUGUAGCCUUAGAGCUGACACUGGGUGAGGAUGUAGCCUUAGAGCUGACACUGGGUGAGGAUGUAGCCUUAGAGCUUACACUGGGUGAGGAUGUAGCCUUAGAGCUGAUACUGGGUGAGGAUGUAGCCUUAGAGCUUACACUGGGUGAGGAUGUAGCCUUAGAGCUUACACUGGGUGAGGAUGUAGCCUUAGAGCUUACACUGGGUGAGGAUGUAGCCUUAGAGCUUACACUGGGUGAGGAUGUAGCCUUAGAGCUGACACUGGGUGAGGAUGUAGCCUUAGAGCUGACACUGGGUGAGGAUGUAGCCUUAGAGCUGACACUGGGUGAGGAUGUAGCCUUAGAGCUUACACUGGGUGAGGAUGUAGCCUUAGAGCUGACACUGGGUGAGGAUGUAGCCUUAGAGCUUACACUGGGUGAAGAUGUAGCCUUAGAGCUGACACUGGGUGAGGAUGUAGCCUUAGAGCUGACACUGGCCUCAGAGCUUACACUGGGUGAGGAUGUAGCCUUAGAGCUGACACUGGGUGAGGAUGUAGCCUUAGAGCUUACACUGGGUGAGGAUGUAGCCUUAGAGCUGACACUGGGUGAGGAUGUAGCCUUAGAGCUGACACUGGGUGAGGAUGUAGCCUUAGAGCUUACACUGGGUGAGGAUGUAGCCUUAGAGCUUACACUGGGUGAGGAUGUAGCCUUAGAGCUGACACUGGGUGAGGAUGUAGCCUUAGAGCUUACACUGGGUGAGGACGUAGCCUUAGAGCUGACACUGGGUGAGGAUGUAGCCUUAGAGCUUACACUGGGUGAGGAUGUAGCCUUAGAGCUUACACUGGGUGAGGAUGUAGCCUUAGAGCUGACACUGGGUGAGGAUGUAGCCUUAGAGCUUACACUGGGUGAGGAUGUAGCCUUAGAGCUUACACUGGGUGAGGAUGUAGCCUUAGAGCUGACACUGGGUGAGGACGUAGCCUUAGAGCUUACACUGGGUGAGGACGUAGCCUUAGAGCUUACACUGGGUGAGGAUGUAGCCUUAGAGCUUACACUGGGUGAGGAUGUAGCCUUAGAGCUGACACUGGGUGAGGAUGUAGCCUUAGAGCUGACACUGGGUGAGGAUGUAGCCUUAGAGCUGACACUGGGUGAGGAUGUAGCCUUAGAGCUUACACUGGGUGAGGAUGUAGCCUUAGAGCUUACACUGGGUGAGGAUGUAGCCUUAGAGCUUACACUGGGUGAGGAUGUAGCCUUAGAGCUUACACUGGGUGAGGAUGUAGCCUUAGAGCUUACACUGGGUGAGGAUGUAGCCUUAGAGCUUACACUGGGUGAGGAUGUAGCCUUAGAGCUGACACUGGGUGAAGAUGUAGCCUUAGAGCUUACACUGGGUGAGGAUGUAGCCUUAGAGCUUACACUGGGUGAGGAUGUAGCCUUAGAGCUGACACUGGGUGAGGAUGUAGCCUUAGAGCUGACACUGGGUGAGGAUGUAGCCUUAGAGCUGACACUGGGUGAGGAUGUAGCCUUAGAGCUUACACUGGGUGAGGAUGUAGCCUUAGAGCUGACACUGGGUGAGGAUGUAGCCUUAGAGCUGACACUGGGUGAGGAUGUAGCCUUAGAGCUUAAACUGGGUGAGGAUGUAGCCUUAGAGCUGACACUGGGGGAGGAUGUAGCCUUAGAGCUGACACUGGGUGAAGAUAUAGCCUUAGAGCUUACACUGGGUGAGGAUGUAGCCUUAGAGCUGACACUGGGUGAGGAUGUAGCCUUAGAGCUGACACUGGGUGAGGAUGUAGCCAUAGAGCUUACAUCGGGUGAGGAUGUAGCCUUAGAGCUUACACUGGGUGAGGAUGUAGCAUAA
This is a messenger RNA of Knipowitschia caucasica, 3933 nucleotides long. The record is from the annotation of a GenBank genome assembly. Lineage: Eukaryota; Metazoa; Chordata; Actinopteri; Gobiiformes; Gobiidae.